Messenger RNA from Momordica charantia (bitter melon), 2205 nucleotides. RefSeq names its product DNAJ heat shock N-terminal domain-containing protein. NCBI's taxonomy places the organism in Eukaryota, Viridiplantae, Streptophyta, Magnoliopsida, Cucurbitales, Cucurbitaceae. The record is from RefSeq and is a predicted model, not a curated record.
UUUUUAUCGCCAAAAAAAAGGACAUUUCUUCAAUAUAUUCUAAGGCGGCGAAUGCGAUCGGGAAUUUCAUCCGCCGCGGCCGCUCUGUGGAAAUGGGCGGAGAAGCCGAGCAAGAACCAGAGGAGGCUCGGCGUCUCAGAGAACUGGCGGAGACGAAGUUCAAAGAUUCCAAUCUGAAGUCUGCUCUCAAGUAUGCGAAGCGAGCCAACCGCCUCGAUCCAAACCUCGACGGCGCCGCCGAGAUGCUCACCUCCUUCCACAUUCUCCGAGUCGCCGCCGACUCUCCGGACGACUGGUACCGGAUUCUUCAGGUGGAGCCCUUCGCUCACAUCAACACUAUCAAAAAACAGUACAAGAAGCUCGCCCUGAUUCUGCAUCCGGAUAAGAAUCCCUACUCCGGUUCCGAGGAGGCGUUCAAGCUCGUCGGCGAGGCGUUUCGCUUUUUGUCCGAUAAGGUUAGGAGGACGGAGUACGAUUUGAAGCUCAGGAUUCGGAUUCAGGACGAGAAGAUUGGAGUCGCGGACGCGGAGAGGGAGACGUUUUGGACUGCUUGCUCGACGUGCCGGCUGUUGCACCAGUUUGAGAAGAGGUACGUAGGCCAUAAUUUGGUGUGUCCUAGUUGUAGGAAGAGCUUUAAGGCCGUCGAGGUUGUGGCUGAUGAGCCUGAUUGUAGAGAAAAUUCGGACAUGGUUAGGGGUCGAAGGUUAAGGAAUUUGAGCUCUAGGCAAAAUUCUGGUAGUUUUCAGGGCUUACAAGAUUCUAGCUCGAGGCAAAAAGUGAGGAAAAUGAGUGGUGAGGAGCAGAAAGGUCUGGAAGUGAAUGGAAAAUCUGCUAGAAAUGGCGAUUUGGAGGAGGGAUUGGAUAGUGAUGAUGAAAUAUGGAGUGCUAGAAGAUUAAGAAGUGGGAGUAUGAGGAAGAAGAUGAGUAGUGUUGAUGAUAUUUUGCAGAGGUCUAAGAUGAAGCCUGUUAAGAUUGAGGAGGAAAUGAUGACUUUAGCUGAAUUAAAGUCUCAGGUGAUUCAGAAAGCUCGAAAAGCGAAGAUGAAACUGAAGUUAAAGGAGGAGGAAGCUGAAGAUAGAGAAAAUAAGAGGAAGAAAGGGGUAAUUGGGGAGGAGGAUAGACUAACUUUGAAAGAGAUGGAAAGUUUACUACGGAUUAGUCGACAGGGAGCAUCGAAGAGGACCGGGGUUUCCGAAAAUGCAAAACACAGGAAUUCCAAGAAGGGUACGAAUCAAGGAGCUUCUGCUUCUUGUAAUGGAGGUGAUUUGGAUAUGAUGGUGGUGGAGGAUUCAGAUUUUUAUGAUUUUGACAAGAACAGGAUGGAGAGAAGUUUCAAGAAAGGGCAAGUGUGGGCAAUAUAUGAUGAUGAUGAUGGAAUGCCUAGGCAUUAUGGUUUGAUUGAACAAGUUACUGCAAACCCAUUUGAGGUGAAAAUGAGUUGGUUGGAAAUUCAAAACAAUGGGGAUGAAACACUAAUUUCUUGGGAGAAAAUGGGAUUUCAUGUCUCUUGUGGUAGAUUUAAGGUUUGUGAUAAAACAGCCAUUGAUUCACUGAACAUUUUUUCUCAUGCUGUGGAUUGCGAAAGAGCAGCAAAGGAAGUCUAUAGGAUUUAUCCCAAAAAGGGGUCAGUAUGGGCACUUUACAAAGAAGAAGAAGCUUUGGAUGCAGAGAAAAGAAGAGAGCUUUCGAGUAAAGAGAAGCGAACUUACGAUAUUGCAGUGUUCUUAACAACUUACAGCGAGAUGCAUGGUUUGAGUAUGGCUUAUCUUGAGAAGGUUGAUGGAUACAAGACAAUAUUUAAGAGGAGGGAGAUUGGUUAUCAUGCUAUUAGAUGGUUCGAAAAGGACGAUAUCCGAUUAUUUUCGCAUCAAAUUCCUGCUCGGAUGCUUUGCGCUGCAGAUGAGGCUCUUGGUCUUAGGCAUCUGAAGGACUGUUGGGAACUUGAUCCAGCUUCCCUGCCUUCAGAUUUGCUAACCACCUGCUGGAGCACAUAGCAUCUGAGUACAAAACUCCCAUGCUGUUUGGGUUCGACCAUAUCUUAAUAUUGCUGGUGGCGUUCGAGCAAACAAAUUAUCGGGUAUGUACUCACUACCUAUGUAGGUUUAAUCAACCAAUGCAUUAUGAUUUGUAGCAUGAGAGGUAUUGUAGUGUAAAUCAAAAGCACAGUCUCUUCUACCCAUAACCAUAGUAGUUUCUUCAUAUUUC